Athene cunicularia (burrowing owl) is the source of this 3501-nucleotide messenger RNA. It is a transcript of the gene GALNT8, whose product is annotated as polypeptide N-acetylgalactosaminyltransferase 8. The transcript has 11 exons. The coding region runs from base 626 to 2542 and encodes 638 amino acids. NCBI's taxonomy places the organism in Eukaryota, Metazoa, Chordata, Aves, Strigiformes, Strigidae. The record is from RefSeq and is a predicted model, not a curated record. Gene Ontology annotation, cellular component: Golgi apparatus.
UGCUACUUCCAGUUCACAUAUGUGUACUAGGCAAAACCCUGCCAGUUGUGGUAGUGGUGAGCUGCAGGAGUGGCCUGUGUGGGAGAGGGCUGUGAAGUGCCCUAUACCAGUCACACUUCCUUACAGCCAGCUCAAAAACUGAUGGGAAAUCCAUUUUAAUCUAUUUUCAUAUUUUUGAUCACUUAGGUUCACAAUUCCCCCACUGUGAAUGACCAGGAAGUGUAGCAUUAGCUUGCAGUGUAUUCUGACUGUGUACACGUGCUUUGUUGCGUGACAGGCUUUCUGACAUCUACCCAACUAGCCCUUCACUUCCUACAGCAUCACCCCAGGUGCUCACUCGCUUCACGUGACUCGUUACACAAGCCAGUGAGAGCUGCAUGCUCUCUCCAACAUAGAUAACUUGUACAGAUACAUAUAAGCAUGCCCAUGGAAACACCUGUAAGCUGUACCUUAUCAUCAUCAGUUCUAUGACUCAUUAGACUCGGUUAAUUACUUCAUCUGUGCAGCCUUAGCUCUCAGUCAAGUAGAUGCAAUUUGAAACUGCAUUUGGAGAGAAGACCCAGUGCAGAACCAGAACCACAAACUCCAACCAGCAGCAGAACACUUGAGUUUCUUUAAGCUUACAAUGGCACCCUGGAAGAGACCGCAUCAAGUUGCACUGUUAAUCGUGAACGCAGGUUUUGUGUGUUAUCUUGUGCACUUACUGCAAGAGCAAAGAAAGGGAAGACUUGAUUCCGUGGAAGUUAAUCCUAGAUUUCUGAACCAAGAAUAUAACAUCCUUCAGAGACUGGACCAUUUGGACUGGAACAUUCAGAACCUCUCAAAAUCAGUGGAAGCAUUCCAUGAAAAUAUAAAACAAAUAGAACAUGAUCUGAAGCUGCAAGAUAACUCCAAGACUGAAGUACGCAAAGCUGAUAAUGCCAAGGAGGAAAAGGAGAUUGUACACCGUUUGCUGUACCCAGACUCAGCUUUGUUCAAACGCUGGGGUGCAGAUUUAAGGGAGGAGGAGCAAACUGUUGCACAGAAUCUGUUCUUAAAUUAUGGGUAUAAUGUUUAUCUCAGUGAUCAUCUACCUCUGGAUCGACCUAUCAGAGACACCAGAUCUCCCAGCUGUAAAAUGAAAACCUAUCCAAAAGAUCUUCCAACACUCAGUGUUGUACUCAUAUUUAUGAAUGAAGCCCUGUCAAUCAUCUUACGUGCAAUUACUAGUAUAAUUAACCGAACACCUUCACAUUUAUUGAAAGAAAUCCUCCUGGUAGAUGAUUACAGUUCUAAUGAUGAUUUAAAAGGACCUUUGGAAACACACAUCAAAAAUUACAAUGCAAAGCAUCCUGGACUGCUGAAGAUCAUCAGACAUCAGAAAAGACAAGGCCUAACACAAGCCCGAAUUACUGGCUGGGAGGCAUCAACUGCAGAUGUUGUUGCAAUUUUGGAUGCCCAUAUUGAAGUGAACACGGCAUGGGCUGAACCUAUUUUGUCUCGACUAAAAGAAGAUCGCACUGUUAUAAUAUCACCAGUAUUUGACAAUAUUCGUUUUGAUGACUUUGAGCUUCUUCAGUAUGCAGUGGCUGCAGAUGGAUUUGACUGGGCACUCUGGUGCCUUUAUGAACCUUUACCAGCUGAAUGGUAUUCUCUGAAAGAUGAAACAGCUCCAGUCCGGAGCCCAUCUAUAAUGGGGAUUCUUGCUGCAGAUAGGAAAUUUCUGGGUGAGAUUGGUGUACUGGAUGGUGGAAUGCAUAUAUAUGGAGGAGAAAAUGUGGAACUUGGCCUGAGGGCUUGGCAGUGUGGAGGUAAAGUAGAAGUUCUGCCCUGUUCAAGAAUCGCUCAUUUGGAAAGAGCUCACAAGCCUUACUUGCCGGACUUGAGCAUUGCAGUGAAACGCAACGCCUUGCGGGUAGCUGAAGUGUGGAUGGAUGAGUACAAGAACAUGGUCUACUUUGCAUGGAAUCUUCCAAUGGAGAAUCCUGGAAUAGACUUUGGUGAUAUUUCUUCCAGAAAAGAGCUAAGGAAAAAACUAAACUGUAAAGGCUUUGACUGGUACAUAAAAAACAUUUACCCUAAUUUAAUACCUCUUCCCAACAUUGUUGGCUAUGGAACAAUGAAAAACACAUUGAAAGAAGACAUCUGUAUUGAUCAAGGGCCUGUCCCUGGAAACACACCGAUUAUGUAUCCCUGUCAUGCAUAUUCACCACAGCACAUCUUUUAUCACAGCACUGGAGAAAUGUAUGUAGGAGGUUUACGUGCUCGACAGAAUACAGUUGAUAGAUGUCUAACAGACCCUGGGAAUGGGGAUCAGCCACUUUUAGAGCAAUGUGACACAGCUGUGAAUAAAGGCCUGAACUUGUAUUGGGAUUUUAAGCAGGGAUCAGCUGUAAUCAACAGGAGCACUAAAAGAUGCCUCGAAAUCACGACAAAUGAUCGAGCUUCACACAGACUCGUAAUGCGGACAUGCACAGGACAAAGGUGGAAUAUCCAACACACAGUUAAGGACUGGGGAAAGAAAAAAGACCAGGAACAAAAAAUACAGCAGUCAAAGCAUUGACUAAAGGACGUUUUUCCUUGAAAAUUGCUACGUUCACAAUACAGCACUGAAGGCCAUGAUUUCAAGAGUUUGUUUACGCAGGAUCCUAUGAUGUAGUAAUUGCAAGAGCAACGAGCUACUCAUACAAAGGUGCAAGUUCGUCUCCUCAUGCUCUUGGGGUAUCACCCCCCAGAGUUUCCUCAGUUAGGAGAAUGAUUGUUUUUGCUCUUUUUUAUUAUCACCAGAGAAAAGCAGUUACGUCUAAGAGUGUUUCAACUCACCUGAGUUCCUUAUGUUGUCCCUUGGAAGUGUCUAUCUCUGCUCAUUAGUGAAAGACUAGUGUAAGGUCUCUAACUUUGGAACUUUGGCAUUUUUAGAUGUGAAAAUUAAAAAGAAACAAAAGUAGGUCUGACAUUCUGUUGUACACAGUUUGUCUCAUGCUGAAACGGACCAUUUUUCUUGUCUUGUGUUGUAUAGAUAAUGCAAAACUUCUUGUCGACGUGUGUUCAUGCAAGUUUGUGAAAUGAAAUACAUCCCUGUUCUUCUGUUCCUGUAAUUUGCCUGAGCAUGAUUCAGUUUCUCAGUAAAAUUUAUUAGAUUCAGCAGUGUGCCACACUAAGGCUGUUUUAUGUUUACCUAUAUGAAGUUUGCUUGUGCUAGCCAGCUCACAGCAUGGAUAAAAUCCAGUCAAGCCCUUGGAAACAAGAGGAUUCAACUCAAUAUUUUCCAAAAACCAAUAUGAGACCAAUGCAGUAGCAUAUCUCUGUCAAAGAAACUAAAUAAAAUACAGAAUGAGUUGCUAAAGGGACGCAACUUCCAGAUAGACACAGUAUGAGUUCCUGUAGAAAUAGGAUUAGGUGGAAUUGGCUCUCCUAGUUCUUAGAGUAACCACUCCUAGGACCUGUGCUUAUUUGUUAAAAGGAACUCCUGAAAAAUAAACAUUGAAACAUACAGAGUUUCAGCCUGAAGUAAUUCUGUUU